This is a messenger RNA of Penicillium waksmanii, 1269 nucleotides long. RefSeq lists its product as uncharacterized. The transcript is spliced from 5 exons. Bases 1 to 1269 code for a protein of 422 amino acids. Lineage: Eukaryota; Fungi; Ascomycota; Eurotiomycetes; Eurotiales; Aspergillaceae. The record is from RefSeq and is a predicted model, not a curated record.
AUGUCUACCAGGCACUGCUAUGAGAAAACCACCAACCAGAACGAACCUCUUCUCGGCUACAAAGGUUUUAUCUUCCUGACGAGUAAUCGAAGUAUGGGUGCUGGAGGAGAUGUGUCAGUCCUGAGUGUCGCUGGCUGGUCUUCCGACAACCAAAUCUUGGCUUUUCCCUUUAUAAACAGUUUGGAUACCGCAGCUACCCAGUCUCAUCAAUGCAGAGCUGGCUACAACCGUGGCGAAGAUAACUUCUUGCAUGUGACCGAGUGCAUAGCAUUUGAGACCAAUGGAAGCUGCCAACUGUUCUACAACCCCACUAUCGGUGUCAUUGUUAUUGUCUGCACCCUAUGGGCGAUGCGAUGGCAUCAUUUCUGGGAACUCCAGACCGCACAACAAAUGGGAUGUGCUGGACAUCUUCGGAGAGGAGACUGGCUGCCUUUUCCAACAUAUCUAGAGCGGCAAUACUUUCCCAUUUUGUAUAAGAGGCUGCCACGGCAGAACAAGUGGGGAAAAGCAACUGGUCCAGUCCGUUGGACUGUAAAUAUCGCUCUGCUGGUUGGGGGUAUUGCAGGAAGCUUAUACUUUUUGAUCGCACUCAUUGCCAACCUAUUUUACCAUAAUUCGGGGCAAAGCGGGGAUAGUAUCUUCAAUAGCAUUUAUUCUGAGCUACGGCUCACUGUCGUGACGAAUUGCCCUCAAUGGAUUGUCACUAUCUUUUACUAUUUAUACAAUAGUACACUGACCGAAAUGCUCUCAGCUGCAGAGUAUAACUCCCAGGGACUGAAUCCUCUGCUACUUCGUGUGACUUGGCCUGUGAAAAACAGCCAACAGCGUUCAACCUACUGGUUUGAUGAUAGUAUUACUGCAAUCGACUGGCUUGUCUCUCAAGGCUACUUUUUUAGUCUGACCAUUCCUUACUAUGAGAAUGGAAACCUAAUAUAUAUAGCCAAAAACAGCCCCGUGUUCAUCUUAAUGGUACCUUUAGCAGCUGCUGGGAUUCUUGUGAUUUUCCUGAGCGUCUUGCUUAUUGCGCUAGCACUUCGAAGACUGAAGUCGCUUGUACCACUAGCAGCAACCCGCAGUGAUUCUGUCAGGGCUGCCUGUCACCCACCUGGAGAUGAUGCUUGCUUAGCCACCGCAGCUCAUGGUGAGGUAAUGUGGGGAAAGACUGAUUUCCCAUCUGACUGGAUCAUUGAACAUGGGGAUCGAACCGAUGCCAGAAAAGGUCAUUGUAGCUUUACCUCGCAAGAAGUAAGGCAGCCUUCUUUGGGUUAG